AACAUAUUAUUAUUAAGAGUAAGUAAGUAAAUACGAUUAUCAUUUUCAUAUUCAGUAAUGUUGUUUCAGUUUCCAGUCGACAGGAAUUAGUGCCCCCCUCACCCACCAGCUCAGAGCCUCAGUGCACAAGCUGAGUCUGAGCAAGAAUGGGGGAGGAGCUGCAUGACAACCAUGCAGUGCUGAUGCUUCUCUGUCUGGUUCUCAGCCUCUACAUUCUUUGCGUCCUCUGGGCCAGGAACCUGGACAGGAAAGACUUGCAAAAGUUGGCAGUUUCCCCGCUCAUUGAUAACGCUAACAGUGCCUGCUUCUAUGAGUUGACAGUGUACACGGGGUUGCGUCUUGGGGCAGGUACCCAGUCCAAUGUCAGCUUUGUACUGGCUGGUAACCAUGGAAACACUGGGGUCAGGCUCCUGGGAGAUGAAAAAGGACAUAAGCCAUUUGUCCGAGGGUCAAUCAACAAGUACCUGCUGGGUGUAGUUUGUCCUCUAGGCCCCCUCUCACACCUCCAUGUCUGGCUUGAAGGCUCCGGGAUAGGACACCAGAGCUGGUACCUUAGCAAAAUUGUUUGUCGGGAACUGUUUUGCAAACAAAAUGUGUAUGUAUUUCCAUGCAACCGCUGGCUCACUGCGGAAAAAGAGGUGCACCUCUUACCAGUUGCUUUCAAAGAUUUGACCAGAUUUGGCAACAUUUUCUUCACUGAAACGAGAAAAUGUUUGACUGAUUCUCAGUUAUGGAACUCUUUGUUGUCUCAGCCCACCAGGAACAAUUUCACACGUGUGCAACGAGUCUCGUGCAUUUUCUCUCUUGUGAUGAUGUCCAUGUUAGCAAGCGCAAUGUUUCAUCAGGUAGCCAAUGUGGCUACAAAUUCCCAAGGAUAUACACUCGGUCCUGUGAAGUUUACAUUACAUGAAGUUUACAUCAGUAUUGUAUCCAGUGUUGUAGUUUUUCCAGUAAGUUUAGUGACUGAUCAGCUAUUUAGGCGAAGUCAGGUUAGAGUUCAGGUAAGAGAUGAGAUUAAUGCUUUGAAACAACCAUCUUCAGCAUUGUCGUUAUUUAGAAACCUUUCCAGAUUAAAUGCAUAUAGAUCCAUGCAGAUGACUACAUUCUGCACAACAAUAUGUAAACAUACAGAAAAUGUCGAAUAUCACAACAAAACAAACAUGUUCAAUAGAAAAGGUUUGUUUAAAUAUCAAAAAAUGGAAAAUAUAAGGACUAAAAGCAAUACCUUUUUAACUUCCCUGAAAUUGAAUGCACAUUCUUCAUUUUCAAAUCUUUCAAAUGUCCAAAUUAGUUCUGCAAAUGUAAGGGAGAGCACUCAGUUUAGUUCUGCUAAUAUAAGGGAGAGCACCCAGUCUAGUUCUGCCAAUAUAAGGGAGAGCACUCAGUCUUGUUCUGCCAAUAUAAGGGAGAGCAUGCAGUCUAGUUCUGCCAAUAUAAGGGAGAUGACUGAGAUGAGGACAGUAAAUAUAAGGGAGGUCACUCAGCCCCAAGGGCUUCUGCUCCCCCACUGGUGUGUGUACCUAGCCUGGGGCCUGGUGGUGCUCACAUCAGCCCUUUCUGGAUCCCUCACAUGGCUGCUCAGUCUACAGUGGGGCAGGGAGAGGUCCCUGGCAUGGCUUACAUCAAUGCUGCUAGCUGUGCUCGAAACCAUUAUGAUCCUGCAACCUAUGAAGAUCAUCUUAGUGGCCAUGUUUGUAGCAGCUCUAAAGCCAAAAUCAGAUGAGCUUACAGAGAGGGGGGAGUGGCGGGGUCACGACAUUCCAAAUACUGGGAAUGAAGGUUAUGAGGCCACACCCAGUGAGACAGAGACAAGUCUGGGUGAGAACUUCCUGCAUCAUAAGAAGCUUCCAGAAAUUCAAAGCAAGGGUCGACAUGACCCUAGGAUGUUUUGUAUCGUCCAGGAGAUUGCAUUCUGCGUGAUGUUCCUGCUGAUCCUCAUCCUCAUUGCCAACCAUCACAGGGACAAUUACUCUUACAGAACAAAAGAAACCAUUUUAAAUGUCCUCUCAUCAAGAAAUAACCUUUCUAUGAUACGCAGUAUCCGUGGUAUCUGGUUAUGGCUGAAUAACCAGGUGAUACCUGCCCUCUACCUGGAGAAGGACUGGAACAACCGGCCCCUCUCUGGGGAUGACAGAGGACUCAUAGCAACACAGGGGCCCCUUCCAGGGGAUGGUACAGGAGUCAACAGGCCUGUCCCUGGGGACGGUAUGGGAGUCAUAGACAACAGGUCCCUUCCUGGGGACGGUAUGGGAGUCAUAGACAACAGGUCCCUUCCUGGGGACAGUACAGGAGUCAUUGACAACGGGUCCCUCCCUGGGGACAGUAUUGGAGUCAUAGCGACACAGGCAGCCUACAGGGUGGGGCCUGUCAGACUGAGGCAGCAAAGAGUCACACCUGAUGUGUGUAAGCGUGCUUGCCAAGUAGUGCGGUAUGUCACCAGAUGCAGAUUCGACUGGUUCCAUGGUCAUGAUGACACAGGGGACUAUCAGGAAGGCUGGGUUGCCAGGGGUAACCACUCUAAGAACACAACCAGUCCCAGCUCGUGGGUGUACCACUCCUUCGUGGACCUAGAUGGAAUACCCUACCUAGGAGAGCUCAGUGUGUACAACGGGGGAGGCUAUGUAACUGAUCUGAUUGGUUCACCAGGUCAUGUGACCCAGAUUACAACUCAGCUAGAACACCACAACUGGAUCGACCAACAUACGCGGCUACUCACAGUCGAGUUCACUGUGUACAACCCUAACACAAACCUGUUCACAAACGUCCAAAUAGCUUUUGAACUGCCCUCUAUGGGUCAUGUUGUAACCCGCUCCCAAAUCUUCACGUUCCGUUUGUUUCCCUACCAUGGAGGCUAUGGAAGAGUCAUGAUGCUUUGUGAGUUAGCUGCCCUUGGCUGCAUGCUGUAUUGUAUUGGUCUUCAGGUUAACCAGCUAAGAAGAAACGGCAGACAACAUUUUCAGAGGUUCUGGAACUGCUUUCAAUUUCUAACAUUGCUUGGGUCUGUGGCAUGUAUGGUAAUGUAUGUGGUGCGGCAUGCAUUGACAUCCAUUACCCUUGGAAAAUUGAAACAACUGCAAGGUCAGUUUUACAACUUCCAGCGCCUUGCUGUAUCGGACGAGAUGUAUCAGACUCUGCUGGCCUUCCUAAUAGUUGCCUCCGUAGUGAAACUCAUCCACAUUCUACGCUUCAACAGAAGAAUGUCCAUGCUGUCGAACACCCUUAAACUGUUUACUGGGGAACUGUCUAUGUUUUCCCUUGUAUUUGCGGUUGUCAUGGUUGCCUUUGUAUCCUGUGGACAUUUCCUGUUUGGAGCCAAAGUUGUGGGUUUCAGGAGCUUCAUGAAAGGCUGUGAGACCAUGAUGUGCUUCAUGCUCGGCAACAUUGACUUUCAGUCCAUAGUCAGCAGUCAGCACAUACUUGGGCCAGCAUACAUCUUUGUAUUUUUCUCCUUUGUGUUGUUCAUUUUGAUGAACACUUUUGUGACAAUAUUGAAUGAAGCCUUCACUGUGGUGCAUAAGGAUGUUGUGUCUGAGAAGAAUGAGUUUGAGAACUUAGAGUUUGUGAGGGGCCGCUUGAAGGUGUGGCUUGGAGUGGGAUUGGAUAAGAUGUUGGCAAUCUUGAAAGAGAGAUUCUGGAAAAAAAUUAAAAGUAAGACUAAGGCCUCCCAUACACAACAGUACACGUUGACUGACUUGGAUCAUCGGCUGGACCGUCUGCUGUGCAUCCUUGACAACCAAGGUCUGGGUUGCCAUAGUGAUACAGGAGCAAAAGAGCAAACGGGCACUGUGGGGAUGGUCAUGUUGGAGCACGGGAAACUGAGAGAUUGGGUUUGAUGCAAUAAAGCCUUGAAUGUGGAUACCAGCCUAACUGGAUGGAAAAUUUGUAUACUGAUUUUUAAUUUCUUAUAAGACAAAUAAGUUGUUCUUUAACUCCACAUUAGUGUUAAAUUAUGAAUAGAUCUAAAUCUAUUAAAAUAUAGCUGAUUGGUUGAUUACACUCACUUAUUUGGAUGCAAGGAUUUGUCAGAAAUUUUGGUUUGUUGGAUAUUGUUUAUUUAAAAAAAACUGGUUUUCAGAAACAAUUGGAACGUAUAGUUGCAUUAAAUUUAUUGGUACAUGUAGUAUGAUUAAAUCUAAAAUUGUUGCGAGAAAAUUGAUCUUCAUUGUAAAAACUGUUUACAAGUCACGAGGUCCACUUACUGCCAAAUUGUGGCACUUUAUAUGAGCCGCACUCUUCAAAAAUGGCACUUAACCCAUUUAUGCUUAGUGGACUCUCCCAUCCUUCUAAAUUGAAUCAAUUUAUUUCCAAUAUGAGGGAUGUCUAGAAUAUUUAUUUCUAUAUUUAGAAUAUAUCUUACAGAAAUUCCUUUAAGCAAACAGCGCAGACCCAGAUGAGAUGCCGCAUCAUGCGGCGUCUCAUCUGGGUCUACGCUGUUUGCCAAGGCCUUUUUUCUAGACGCUAGGCAUAAAUGGGCUAAUACAUGUGCGUAAAGUUUUAUCCCAGAUUAGCUGUGCAAGGACAACACUUUUCGUUGAUUUUUUUUUCAUUUGAAGGAAGUCUGUUUUCAGCCAAAAUCCAAUUAAGGUUAACCUUGUAAUAGCUAAUUGGCCUGUGUAGACUGUACAUGCUUAUCUUGCGCAUGACUUUAGCCCCAUGACUUUAGCCCCAUGACUUUAGCCCCAUGACUUUAGCUCCAUGACUUUAGCCCUAUGACUUUAGCCCCAUGACUUCAGCCACAUGACUUUAGCCACAUGACUUUAGCCCCAUGACUUUAGCACCAUGACUUUAGCCCCAUGACUUUAGCCCCAUGACUUUAGCCCUAUGACUUAAGCCCCAUGACUUUAGCCACAUGACUUUAGCCCCAUGACUUUAGCCACAUGACUUUAGCCACAUGACUUUAGCCCCAUGACUUUAGCCCCAUGACUUAAGCCCCAUGACUUUAGCCCCAUGACUUUAGCCACAUGACUUUAGCCCCAUGACUUUAGCCCCAUGACUUUAGCCCCAUGACUUUAGCCCCAUGACUUUAGCCCCAUGACUUUAGCCCCAUGACUUUAGCCCCAUGACUUUAGCCCCAUGACUUUAGCCACAUGACUUUAGCCACAUGACUUUAGCCCCAUGACUUUAGCCCCAUGACUUAAGCCCCAUGACUUUAGCCCCAUGACUUUAGCCACAUGACUUUAGCCCCAUGACUUUAGCCCCAUGACUUUAGCCCCAUGACUUUAGCCCCAUGACUUUAGCCCCAUGACUUUAGCCCCAUGACUUUAGCCCCAUGACUUUAGCCCCAUGACUUUAGCCCCAUGACUUCAGCCCCAUGACUUUAGCCCCAUGACUUCAGCCCCAUGACUUUAGCCCCAUGACUUUAGCCCCAUGACUUUAGCCCCAUGACUUUAGCCCCAUGACUUCAGCCCCAUGACUUUAGCCCCAUUUUCCCAGAGGGAGGCUCAUAUGAAAUCUGUGUAUUGGACAUUAACAAUUUUGUGAUGCUUGAUAUGCUGUUUGUCAAUCCCUCGAUUACACUUUCUUGCCCAGGCGUGCAAUUUAACUACUGGCUGAAAUUUAAACCAAACUUUGUGAGAAGCUUCAUAACAAAGAGCAGAUGUGCAGAUUACAAAGACAUUUUGCUUCUGUGAUAUCUCUCAGAUUUUUGGGACAUCUGAAAUAAGUGUAAGUUACAAAAUCCUUGAUUUGCUGGUCCAAAAUGUUUCUAAGGGCAGAUGUUCGAAAAAAUGUUUUCCCUUUACAACUCAAAUACUCUGUUAGACCUGUUUAAAGUCCCUUGGAAAAUCAAAUUAAGGUUUUGACCUAUCAAAAUAGAUGCACAUUUUAAAGGCUUCAUUUCAAACCAAAAAAACGAUACUGAUAAGAAGAAAACAGCAUAAACACUGAACAGAUUGCACAUUACGUGUAUGAUUGUUGCAUAUAGCCAUUUCUUCGUUGCGUCUGAGUGAGGAAGGGAAGCUUGAUUAACUUAAGAUCAAGCAUCUUGUCUGUAAAUCUUAACUGUAUGACAUUCAAUAUUACUGCAUGGGAAUUUUAAUAAAUAGGACUAAUAACCUUUUUAUGCUCCCCCAUUUUGGGGGGGAGCAUAUAGUCACCGCUUUGUCUGUCCGUGUGUGCUUCUGACUGUCUGUCCGUCUGUGCACAAUUUUUGUCCGGGCUAUUUCUCAGCAACUAAUGACCGGAAUUCAAUGAAACUUUAUGGGAAGCUUCACUGCCAAGAGGAGAUGUGCAUAUUAUCAGCGGGUUCUGGUCGGAUGAUUUUUUACAGAGUUAUGGCCCUUUGAAAUUUUCUAUUAAAAAAUUAUUGUCCCCCCAACUACUGUGCCCUCAAGACGUUUCCUUUUAUCUGAAUAUAUAGUGCAAUAUUGUGACAAAAAAAAACUUUGGGGAGCAUCAUCCGUCUCCGAGGGUUUCUUGUUUCAAUAAGUAGCCAUCAAUUUGAUUUACAAAAGCAUAUUGUGGAGCAUCCAACAUUUGUGUUAAUGUCUGUAAUAUAUGUGUUCACCAUGUUAUGUUUGAUGUGAAUCACCCUUUAAGUGCCUUAAAACUGGUUAUAAUUUAAGAUGUGUUAAUGUUUAAUAUUAGUUUUUAGA
Molecule: messenger RNA, 6593 nt
Organism: Dreissena polymorpha
Lineage: Eukaryota; Metazoa; Mollusca; Bivalvia; Myida; Dreissenidae
Product: polycystic kidney disease protein 1-like 2
Exons: 11
Coding region: 147-3833 (1228 amino acids)
Biological process (GO): detection of mechanical stimulus
Cellular component (GO): membrane
Molecular function (GO): calcium ion binding; calcium channel activity; protein binding
Source: RefSeq, a predicted model, not a curated record